AUGCUCGGUUUAAUUUGUUUCCUCUCGUUUCUCCUAAUCUCAAUCCCGACCGUCUAUUCUAAUGACGAAAAAUCGAUAUACGAUGUAUUGAAAGCCCACGGGCUGCCGAUGGGGUUGUUGCCGAAGGGAGUGAAAGAAUUCAACAUCGAUGAAAUGGGGCGUUUCGAGGUACACUUGGAUCAGGCUUGCAAUGCGAAAUUUGAGAGUGAAUUGCAUUACGAUAUGAAUGUUAGCGGGAGUUUGAGUUAUGGGCAGAUCGGGGCUUUAUCAGGAAUUUCGGCGCAGGAGUUGUUUUUGUGGUUUCCUGUUAAGGGAAUUCGUGUUGAUGUGCCGAGUUCUGGUCUUAUUUAUUUUGAUGUUGGUGUUGUUUUUAAGCAGUUUUCGCUUUCGUUGUUUGAGAUGCCUAGGGAUUGUGUUGCUGUUCGUGAUGAGGAAAUUGAGUCUGUUCGGCGUGGAAAGUUUAUGGCUGAUGCUGUUGCCAAGAGUCAAUCUGGGAAGUUAAGAUAUCGACUUGAUCAGGAAAAUUUUGGGAGGGAUUUCCUGUGUAAAUCUCCAGAGUUUCUUCUGAAUUAUGAAUCCAUGAUAUACAACUAUACUAUAUUAUUAUGCACCAUGAAGUCUAGUGAGGUUUUUAUGGAAGUUGAAGUGUCAGGGCCCACCCUUUCUGAUAGGGAUUAUGACAAUGGUUCGUAUAUACGUGCUUUGUGUCGCAAUACAAUUAUUGGUCAAGAUGAUCCUGCUCUUGGUUACUUGUGCUCAUUCCAUCAGUAUAGUAACACGGUGAACUCUGCUUGUGGACAGACAGUGCAUUUUAAGCUUGCUUCUUUGGUUUAUAGUGGCCAGCUUCAUCUUUGGAAUGCUGUCAUUUCUCUGUUCUUUUAUUGGGUUGUUCUGACCAGUCGCGUGGAGCUUGUUUUGAUCCAAAAAAUAGCUGUCUAG
This is a messenger RNA of Dovyalis caffra, 939 nucleotides long. Lineage: Eukaryota; Viridiplantae; Streptophyta; Magnoliopsida; Malpighiales; Salicaceae. The record is from the annotation of a GenBank genome assembly.